This is a messenger RNA of Erigeron canadensis, 519 nucleotides long. Its product is annotated as secreted RxLR effector protein 161-like. The record is from RefSeq and is a predicted model, not a curated record. The transcript has a single exon. NCBI's taxonomy places the organism in Eukaryota, Viridiplantae, Streptophyta, Magnoliopsida, Asterales, Asteraceae. Bases 1 to 519 code for a protein of 172 amino acids.
AUGGAUACUCCUAUACAAAAGAACCAUCAACUUGGGAUGUUUUCCUUUAAUGAUCCAGAAGCUGAUCCUACUCGUUAUAGGGCCAUGAUAGGUUCCUUGAUGUAUCUUAAAGCAUCAAGACCAAAUAUCAUGUUUGCGGUUUGUAUGUGUGCACGUUAUCAGUCAUGUCCCAGAGAAAGCCAUAUGAAAGCAGUUAAGCGAUAUCUUCGCUACCUCAAAGGGAAACCAGUGUUGGGUCUUUGGUAUUCGAUUGGGGGAGACUUUAAGUUCAUAGCGUCUAUAGAUACUUACUAUGGUGGCUGCAACUUUGAUAGGAAAUCGACUUCAGGUGGAUGUCAGUUCUUAAGGGGGAGAUUGGUUUCAUGGCAAUGUAAGAAGCAAACUUCGGUUGCAAUCUCGUCUUGCGAGGCAGAAUAUAUGGCAGCUGUUAGAUGUUGUUCACAGGUUCUAUGGAUUCAGCAACAACUGCGCGAUUACGGUCAAAAUUUCCUUUGUACUCUCAUAAAGAUACACAAUUAA